Molecule: messenger RNA, 522 nt
Organism: Lottia gigantea (owl limpet)
Lineage: Eukaryota; Metazoa; Mollusca; Gastropoda; Lottiidae
Exons: 1
Source: RefSeq, a predicted model, not a curated record
GGUGGUUUUACAAUAUUUAUGGCACGCGAUAACAACUGUCAGGAAUUUACCUUCAACAGAAACAUGACAGAAUAUAUUGAUGGUUUUGGAGACGCUGGUGGUGAUUAUUGGCUAGGACUGACAAGAAUUAAGGAAAUUUUAGAUAACCAUCAGAGAAACUGGCUAAAAGUUGUCCUUAUUGCAAAGAACUUUUUCGAAAAUCUCUAUGAUGAUUUCUCAAUUGGAGUGGCAGCGAAUGGAUACCCAAUUCACCUUGGACAAUACUACACAGGGGCUAAUCAGGGAUGUGGAGACUCGCUAACAGGAGCUGUAAAUAUCGAAGGAUCUCCCUUCUCAGCUCCUGGUUCUGACCAAACCUCCUUCAACUGUGCUGAUACUCGCCGAGGUGGUUGGUGGUAUGCUAAUGAUUCGAGAUGUAGUGAAAGUCACUUGAUGAGUUCUCGAGAUGCUAUGCUAUGGCCUACAACCCUGGGUGCUGAGCUGCAAGACUUUGUUUUUUUAAGAAUUAGUCCAUAUCCAUAA